Linnemannia hyalina is the source of this 564-nucleotide messenger RNA. The record is from the annotation of a GenBank genome assembly. NCBI's taxonomy places the organism in Eukaryota, Fungi, Mortierellomycota, Mortierellomycetes, Mortierellales, Mortierellaceae.
AUGGCAACAAAGACAACAGUCAGCGCAAAGGAUGCCAAGAUCCUGGAUAUGGUCUUCAACCCCGAGGGCACCAUGCUCCCCGACAAGGAGACCGAGAAUAUGCUCAACGCCGAACCCAUCGUGAUUGAGCCAGAGUUGCUGAAGAAGUUAAAGGGCCUGGAGUCAGAGGCGAUCCUGUUGGCAGAGAAGGACGACAUUGGUGGUGCCAUUGCCAAAUUCUCAGAGGCCAUCACCCUCUGCCCGAACUAUGCGUCCGCCUACAACAACAGAGCUCAGGCGUACAGAAUUCAGAACAAUGAUGAUGCGGCUAUUCAGGAUCUGGACAAGGCGAUCGAGCAUGCCGGUGGACAAGUCCCUAUCCUCAAGCAGGCAUACACACAGAGAGGAAUUAUCAAGAAGGCCAGGGGGGAGAAGGAGGCAGCACAGGCAGAUUUCGAGCGUGGAGCACGGUACGGCAAUCCUCUGGCCAAGGCCGUCGCUGUCCAGGAUAACCCUAUCUCGCAGCUCUGUGGUGCUAUGGUCAUGGAGAUGCUUAACAAGGAGAUCAACGGCAACAAGAAGUAA